UGUCGGACUAUGCCGAGCUCCCGGCUACAUUUCCUAUGAGAUUCGCUCUGAGAUUCUUGAGAUGGUCUGCCAAGCAAUGGAGGGAAAUUGCCAAGCUGGGGAAAGAAUUUUCUCGUCUUGAGGACUUGGUGGAUUAACUUUCCAUCUCUUUGCCUGGAAAUAAUUUCUUCCUCUGUUCAUGUUGUGAGCCUUCCUUGUAUUUUCCUUCUGUGGAUCGAUUCGGACACCAAAAUGUCAAAUCCGCAUUCGCAGCGGAAUGAGCACGGUUCUCAUUCGCCCAUCGCCGCUGUUAUCCAGCGCGCAGAGUCACCCGAAGAUCUUCCCGAUCCUGAGGGGAAACCGGUCAAGACGUCUGACAAAACUGUCGAGAUCGCCGAGAAGAAUCUAUCUGGCAAUCGUGAUGCCUCAAUCGAUGGUGGCUCUAUGAAAACGACCCAUGACCAUACCCGACGGAAGCUCAAACCUCGCCAUCUGCAACUGAUCGGCAUUGGAGGAACUAUAGGCACGGCGUUGUAUGUGCAAAUCGGUAACAAUCUUCGCACUAGCGGGCCUGCAAGUUUAUUCCUCGGAUUUACUAUUUGGAGUUGCAUUAUCUUGAUCAUAACCGUUUGUAAGAAACACCUUCCACUCCCUAGCCCAUUUCAAGCCAUGAGCAGCAAAAUACUCGCAAGGUCUGGCAGAGAUGGUCACCUACCUACCCAUUUCCUCACCUUUCAUCCGAUUCGCCGGUCGCUAUGUCGACGAAGCCCUCGGCGUUGCAGCAGGCUACAAUUUCUUCAUAUUCGAAGCUGCUCUCGUACCUUUCGAAAUCGUGGCUGUCAGUUUGAUUGUCAAUUACUGGACUAGUGCGAUUCCAGUGGCUGCGAUGAAUGUGAUCGUUCUUGUACUAUACACGAUACUCAACGUCUUCGCGGUCAAAUGGUAUGGCGAAGCCGAGUUCUGGCUAUCACUUGGAAAAGUCUUGCUCAGUAUCGGCCUCAUCUUCUACACGUUCAUCGUGAUGGUCGGCUGUAACCCGCUAGGUGACCGGUUCGGAUUCAGAUACUGGAAUGAACCCGGUGCUUUUGCCGAAUACUACAAGACCGGGGAUACGGGCAGGUUCCUUGGCUUUCUGUCGGCACUCAUUGCGGCUAGCUUUACGAUCGCUGGCCCGGACUACGUGUCCAUGGCUGCAGGAGAGACGAUUAACCCGCGCGUGGUUCUUCCAAAGGCGUAUAACGGCGUGUUCUACCGUCUAACAGCCUUCUUUGUCCUUGGUGUCCUAUGCGUGGGAAUCCUGGUCCCGUAUAACGACGAGACUAUGGCCGAUGCAUUUGACAAUGACAAGCCCGGUGCGGCGGCCUCGCCGUAUGUAAUCUCCAUGGAUAGAUUGCAUAUUCCGAUCUUACCGCAUAUCGUCAAUGCGGUCGUUCUUACGGCGUCGUUCAGCGCGGGCAAUAGUUAUGUAUACUGUGCUAGCCGCAGUCUCUACGGUCUUGCACUCGAGGGAAAGGCGCCAGUGUUUUUGACGAAGUGUACGAAAAAGGGCGUACCGGUUUACUGCGUGGCGGUGGUUUUGUUGAUUGCUCUGUUGAGCUUCCUCCAAGUCUCCAAUGGCGCAUCCGUGGUGUUGAACUGGUUUGUCAAUCUGGUUACCGCCUCGCAACUCAUCAACUUUUCCGUCGUCACGUUCACGUAUAUCCGAUUCAAGAAGGCCCUCGAUGCACAAGGUAUUUCGCGCAGCACCCUGCCAUAUCGCAGCUGGUACCAGCCUUAUAUCGCAUAUGUCGCUUGCACAGCUACUACGAUCAUGGCCUUUGUUGGGGGAUAUACCGUCUUCUUGCCAGGCAAAUGGUCGAUCCCCACGUUCCUGUUCUCAUACACCAUGAUUGGCGUGUUUCCCAUUCUUUACUUUGGCUGGAAGAUAUUCCAUAAAACCAAAAUUUUGAAACCGGAAGAGGUGGAUCUUGUGUCUGGAUUGGCGGAGAUUGAGGAGUAUACGAGGGAUUUUGUUUCUGUCCCACCCAAGACUAUCGUGCAUAAGUAUGUCGGUAUGCUAUUCGAGUGAGCUUGCAAGGGCCACUCUCGACGCCGACAGGGUCAACGGUACCUGGUCAUGGAAAAAGAGAAUCUACGAUACUUGUGACGAUUCAUGACUUUGUUCAAAAUAGACACUAUUAUACACUCGGGAUCACUCGUUUGAUCGCAACCCCCCGCCUUGUAAACUCCAUUACCGAAAAUGCACAUGUAGAAUAGGCCCCAGGGCCACCUGAUAUUCCUCCCCACGAAAACCCAGCAACUUAUUUCGACUCCCCAGCAGCCUCAGCAGCCCUCAAUUUUUCCAAGCGCUGCUUAUUUCGCUUCCCCAAGAUACGUAACGUAUUCUUGCGCUCGAUCUCCGUCAUCUGCUCCCAAUUGCCGAUCCGCGACAGCGUCCCGUCAACAUUGACAACCAUCGGCCCGAGGUGGUCGAGCGUGACGCCUCCAUCAGCGCCGAGGUCGAGGCGAAGUUGUUUUGGCUGUCCAUCGCCAGACGACUCGGUCGGUGGAAGAAACAGCUGUUCCUUGGAAGCCUCCGCUUGGGUGUUUUCCUGGGGUUGCGCUUCGCCGGUCUCUUGCUUUGAAGAGGUCCCGUCUGCAGGGGGUGUAGAGGAGGACAUCGUGUGCGAGUAGCGGAUUGAUUCGUAGGAUCUGUUGCCAGGUGCGCACUGUGGGAAGAGGAUGCUGUAGAGGCGGGAGGAGGUCACCGAGGAUUGUGGUAGCUGCGUGGAGGCGCCGAGGGACCAGGCACUGGGAAUGGAGGCGCGAGCAAAGAUCGGAUUCACACUGAAGUGAAAGAGGGCUGCACGGUAGGCUGUACGCGACAACUGCAUGCUUGGGCCGUGGGAAAGGUGUAGUUGGGGAGUUGGGUUGAGCGAUAAAAUGGUCGCGGUAGAGAGCGGAGUCGAGAUGGUUCUGGAAGCCGCCCCGCAG
Penicillium brasilianum is the source of this 2952-nucleotide messenger RNA. NCBI's taxonomy places the organism in Eukaryota, Fungi, Ascomycota, Eurotiomycetes, Eurotiales, Aspergillaceae. The record is from the annotation of a GenBank genome assembly.